This is a messenger RNA of Dibothriocephalus latus, 492 nucleotides long. Lineage: Eukaryota; Metazoa; Platyhelminthes; Cestoda; Diphyllobothriidea; Diphyllobothriidae. The record is from the annotation of a GenBank genome assembly.
AUCCUCAGUCCUGAUCUGCUCACAUCAGAUCAUGUCUACCCCCCACGACCGCCUCCAGAUCAGUCGCUCUCGUCCGUCCACGCGGACAAACAACUCCGUGCUGUCUUUUUGCGUCUCUUUGGCUCCCUCUUUGCCGGUUAUAGGUCUUGUUUGACAAUCACACGAAUUCAUCCUCAACCGGUUAUCCACUUUAAUCAGUCCCUCUUUCUGGUUCUGCGCGGCAUACGAGAGCCGAAUGAGUUCUUUGAUCGAAUUCUCUCCAGCAUGCGAUUUCACCAGUUCAUACUAGAGCGUGGGCCGCCAUUUCGGGUAUGCGAUGUCUUUGACGAAGAGUACGAUUCAGCGCGAUCAAACCGGCGUUUUCUCCUGCCGAAGUACAUUGCUGAAGAGCGCUGCCCUGAGCUGGACUAUGAAGCCUUCGCCGAAGAUUUUCGCCGGAUCGUGAAUAAACUGUCGCAGAAACUGUUGGAUAAUGUAAGCAUAUUUUUCUAG